Paramecium octaurelia is the source of this 264-nucleotide messenger RNA. The record is from the annotation of a GenBank genome assembly. Lineage: Eukaryota; Ciliophora; Oligohymenophorea; Peniculida; Parameciidae.
AUGUUACCGAGCAUAAAGAGUUACAAGGAGAAUAGGUCUUCGCAUAGAUUAAAUACUGAAGGGACAUGCAGAUAUCCAAGGAGCAACUCAUUUUUGGGACAAAUAUCUCGAGAGCCAAUAAAACAAAGAUUAUGCAAGAGGGAUCCAUUAAAAGAAUUGCAGUCCUUUGAUAAGGAAAUAAAAUUGUUGGAACAAUAUGAGAAAAAACUAGAUGCAGCAUUUAUAGAGAGAUUGAGAGUGCAAUUGUAUUGGCUUAAAAUGUGA